This is a messenger RNA of Brassica napus (rape), 3119 nucleotides long. Its product is annotated as low-specificity L-threonine aldolase 1-like. Lineage: Eukaryota; Viridiplantae; Streptophyta; Magnoliopsida; Brassicales; Brassicaceae. Gene Ontology annotation, molecular function: L-allo-threonine aldolase activity. The record is from RefSeq and is a predicted model, not a curated record. Gene Ontology annotation, biological process: glycine biosynthetic process; L-threonine catabolic process. Gene Ontology annotation, cellular component: cytosol. The transcript is spliced from 15 exons. Bases 1933 to 3042 code for a protein of 369 amino acids.
UUGUUCAUCUUUGGACUUUAUGGACUUCCUUUCUUAAACCUGGAUGAAUUUCUCAUAAUUCAGGUUUCCAAGGACAUUAAAUAUGCUGAUAAGCAGCCUAUAAUACCAUGGGGUCCAAGGUAUUCCAAGUCUUCCAGAAAUGAUAUGUUGAUUAACCUAGUAAUAGCAACUGUGUUUAGUGCAUGGAUUGCCAUCCAACGUAGCGUUGAAUACAAACCACUGCAGUUCAUGUCUUUUGUAUUUAUGUACAGAAUUUUUGAGAAAUUAAAAUCCUUUGAAGCACUUUCAUCUCCAACAUUAACGAGGAAGGGGCAGAAAAUGGACGGGGACUGAGAAUGGGAAAGAGGCUUCUUCUGUCUCUUUCAUUAGUUUUUGGCUCUAUUCUUUUUGCAUCUUUGGCCUAUACCGGGAUCUUAAAUGUGAUCGAGUACAUGGGAAGCUCUAUAGCCAUUGCUCUUUACAACCAGGAACUUAUAGCGACGGCUUCAUCAGUUUUGAUGCUCUAUGCCAUGUGGCCGUUAGAUGUCAACCAUUGUCCAUUGAGAUGUUCUUUUCUUGGGAGAGAUGUGUUUCAAAAAUAAAUAAUGUAUUCGCAAUUAAUCUUGGUACUCCAAAUUAAGCUUUAUGUUUGCUUAAUUUAGUUUUCUUUUUGCCUUUGUAAUAGAUUGGCUAUAUUUUAGUUAUAUUAUAUUUAGUAUAAUUUAAACGUUUCCUAAAUAAAUUAUGUAGCAUAUAGUAUACACAUAAUUUGUUCAAAAUUACAAAUCAUUUGUUGAGAAUGAUUUGAUCUAUAAUCUAUUAGAAAAAAUAGCGUGUUAAGGAAACACAUGCCGUGUAAGUUAUACGAUAAUAGCAUGUUGUAAUUAUUUUUUGGAGGGUCAACUGAUAACAUGUUAUUGAGUUCACAUUAGUAUAAUGCCAUUUUAAAACGGGUUACAUAAACGUUCUUGUUUUAAACUCCAAACUAUUAAUUGGUGGGAGAAAAAUUCUAAUAAGAAACUUCGUCAACCCUCAUGGCCUCAUCAACCAUAUAUAUUUUAAUAAUUAAAAGUUACCUGGCUGAGUGAGAUGUUUUAUUGCAAGCUAAAACAAUUUUAAAAGAAAAAGUACGUAUCGAAAACUUUCAUGCAACAUUUGAAGAGUUAAUGUUUCACCAAUCCAUGCAUAAUCUCAUAUUUCAUAUUCUAAAGUUCGUUGAACGUUUACUGCAGCGUCACCACUCCAAAAAUGAAAUAUACAAACUUAUUAUCAUUACAGAUCGCUCUCGUUGCUGGAAAGUUUUCGUUAUGAUUUAUGAAAUAUGUCUUAUUGGUUCGACCAGUAAAAGUGUCUGGCGGGUAAACUGAGUUCGAUCGUCAUCGAAAGUUCAAUUUCCACUCAGAUUUUUUCUUAACUAUUUGGUGUAGGGCCACUACAAAACAAUUGUAUAUACGUAUAGCGUAUGCUUUCACAAUUAUUGAAGAAAGAAAGAAAGAAAGAAAGAAAGAAAGAAAGAAGAAGAAAGUCCCAUAUGAAUGAAAUAAACAUAUAGCAAAGUCUCAAAAUUUGGUGUCACGCUUAUAACGAUUGUAUAAUUUUAGUUUAUUGUAGAGAAGAAAAAUGAAAAAUAAAAAAGAAUAAAAUCUGGAAAAAUCCGAUAGAGACGGAGACGCCAUGAUCCAUGAGAGUAGAAGUGAAACGUGGGACCUGACUCAAUUUAUAUCACAGUCACAUUUCUAUAAAUAGGAGAGACAUGCAUGAAGGUAUGGAGUCACAGCUGCUCCACACUAAGUUUAGAGACUUUGAAAAAGUAUUGACGACUAGUGGGUGAGAGACAUCUUCUCUACUUAAGUCUUUCUUACUAAUCAAGUGGCCGCAACAAGCUUAUGUAAUCAAGCUCAAGUUGGAAUCAGAAACAAGAACAUCCUUCUUCAUUUACACAGGGCUUUUAAGAUGGUGACAAGAAGUGUGGAUCUACGAUCAGACACCGUGACAAGACCCACUGAUGCUAUGCGCGAAGCAAUGGCUAGUGCAGAAGUGGACGAUGACAUCCUUGGCUACGACCCAACAGCUCGACAUCUUGAAGAGGAGAUGGCUAAGAUGAUGGGUAAAGAGGCAGCUCUCUUCGUGCCAUCCGGCACAAUGGGGAAUCUAAUAUGCGUUAUGGUUCACUGCGAAGUGAGAGGCAGCGAGGUGAUUCUUGGAGACAACUCCCACAUCCAUGUUUACGAGAAUGGAGGGAUAUCAACAAUAGGAGGCGUGCAUCCCAAGACAGUCAAGAAUGAAGAAGACGGGACGAUGGAGUUGGGGGCUAUAGAAGCAGCUAUUAGAGACCCUAAAGGAAGCACGUUUUAUCCAUCUACAAUGUUGAUUUGCUUGGAGAACACACACGCCAACUCUGGUGGGAGAUGUUUGAGCGCUGAAUACACAGAUAGUGUUGGAAAGAUUGCGAAGAGACAUGGACUGAAGCUUCAUAUCGAUGGAGCUCGCCUCUUUAAUGCUUCCAUUGCACUUGGAGUUCCAGUCCAUAGGCUUGUAGAGGCUGCUGACUCUGUUUCGGUGUGUCUCUCUAAAGGUCUUGGAGCUCCGGUGGGAACUGUAAUCGUUGGCUCACAUACUUUCAUAGAAAAGGCGAAAACGUUGAGGAAAACAUUAGGUGGAGGAAUGAGACAAAUAGGUGUUCUGUGUGCAGCCGCUUUGGUCGCACUCCAAGAGAACCUCCCAAAGCUACAAUUUGACCACAAGAAGGCAAAGUUGUUAGCUGAAGGGUUGAAUCAAAUGAAAGGGAUUAGAAUAAACGCUGCAGCCGUGGAGACUAACAUGAUAUUCAUGGAUAUGGAGGAUGGAUCAAGACUUACUGCUGAGAAACUGCGCAAGAGUCUAACGGAGUGUGGCAUUCUCGUCCUCCCAGGAAACUCAUCUGGGAUCAGAAUGGUUGUACACCACCAGAUAACAAUAAGUGAUGUACAUUACACAUUGUCUUGCUUACAACAAGCAAUGCAAAUGAUUCAGGAACCAAGCCUAAACCAAACCGGCAAAACCGAAAAUGCUCUCUCUUUUUAAAUGUUGUUUGUCUAAGUUAUAUCUAAUUGUAAACAAUAAGGAUCGCUCGAUCUGUCAAUGCAAUUGUCACCCUAUAA